AUGGAUCAGGUUGUGGCAAACGAGCUGGCUUCAGGAGGACUGACUGAUUUCCUAUAUACCUACUUACUUGGGCUAGUCUGUAGGAGCUCAGGCUUAAAAUAUGCAUGGACUAUAUCGAAGACAGCAUUCCUUUGUCAGAAACCGACAAAAGGAGAAGAAAUUCGGUCACUAAACGAAUGCUUGCUGAUCGAGAUGCGUAACGUGAUGCUGAAGACGCCUUUGGGUAGCCCUCAGUUUGGCGAGGGGUAUAUCAGAUAA
Messenger RNA from Penicillium coprophilum, 258 nucleotides. RefSeq lists its product as uncharacterized. The transcript has 3 exons. Bases 1 to 258 code for a protein of 85 amino acids. Lineage: Eukaryota; Fungi; Ascomycota; Eurotiomycetes; Eurotiales; Aspergillaceae. The record is from RefSeq and is a predicted model, not a curated record.